UGGCAAGUCAACAAGAAGAGGUAAAUUCAAUAUGAAAUCAUGGCCUAUGCUCAUUCCUUUCUCCCUCCUUAAAGUGGGAUGCUGACGUUAUUAAGUUUUGGAGUGCAGCCGUGACAAGUUACCAAGUAAGAUCUAACUCAGUCCUACUAUAUACUCAUCUCAGCUAGACAUGCCAUGAACCAACCACUGAACUUCGAGAUCCAGAACAAAUCGCAGCUGAUCUCGUCAAGGACUUGCCCUUUAAAUCUCAGUAAAUACAAUGCGUUUCAUGUCCUCUCUCGAUAGCUCAUCAAUCUCUUUCUCUCUAUUAGACUUAAUGCCACUGUACUUGAUCAUGAACACGACUUUGUUUCGAAGGAAGAAACACAGUCUGAAACACCACAUACGGAGCCAGUCAUCCAUACACCAUCCAAAGACAUAUUAGAGCCUAGUGAGCCUAUGUUUGAAGAACCAAAUCCUGUCUAUGAAGCACCAGAAGAACAGGCGAUGGAUACCAAUGCUUAUGAGCAGUACUAUACAGAUCAGUCAUUUAUGCAGCCACCUCCAAUGCCACCGCCUACCACAUCAGAAGAAAACGAAUUAUUUUCCAAUGUGAUCAUGUCAUGGUAUUACGCUGGAUACUAUACUGCUUUAUAUCAGGCAAGUGUUGAUAUCUUUUCUUAAAACUUAUUAUUCUUUAAUAGGCUCAACAGCGAAACCAUUAA
Gilbertella persicaria is the source of this 704-nucleotide messenger RNA. RefSeq lists its product as uncharacterized. The transcript has a single exon. Bases 439 to 663 code for a protein of 74 amino acids. NCBI's taxonomy places the organism in Eukaryota, Fungi, Mucoromycota, Mucoromycetes, Mucorales, Choanephoraceae. The record is from RefSeq and is a predicted model, not a curated record.